This is a messenger RNA of Clonostachys rhizophaga, 312 nucleotides long. Lineage: Eukaryota; Fungi; Ascomycota; Sordariomycetes; Hypocreales; Bionectriaceae. The record is from the annotation of a GenBank genome assembly.
AUGCCAGUCUUCGGCAAGAAGGACCCGAUUGACAAGAAGGGUCUGUACGAGAAAAUUCGCGGGCCAUCCCAGGAGGAAAUUGUGAACGCUGUGGGGGAGCAUUUUCUCCUCAAAAAUGGGCGAUACAUAGAAACUCCUGACUCCGAUCGGAAGGAGUCAAUUCAAACGCCGUGUGUCGUCUUUCUGAUUGUCGGAAAAUUCGAUGUCGGCCAAGAGACGUGCGACGAGAGAUUCAAAGGUUACACCAUUACCGAUGAGAGUGUCAUUAAGCUCUUUGCCCAUUCUGCCGUCGUCAUCAUGCCGAUGACUUAG